AAAGAAAAGAAAAGAAUAGAAAAAACUUUGAUUGUCAUACCAAUCGCGUUAUCUCCCCGAAAAAGGGAAUUGCCUUUUUUUCCGAUGAUUGUUUUUGGGGGCAUUUUGAUAUGAUUUCGUGUCUGUAUGAUAAACUGAGGACUGCUAAUUUGUCUGUUAAUCUAGGAGCUGACCGAUUAUAGCUAUGGGGGAGUGAAAGCUCGGCAUUUGGUAAUCGUCUUUUUCUUCAGCUGACGACUUCUUUUUGUAACGACUACGCAAAGAUUCAUAAUACUGCAACCAUGGGCCUUUGAUUUUUAUGUUUCCCAAUUAUUUGGUUUUGUCGAGCCUGAAUUUUCUGCUAAAGUUGACCGCAGGGAGAUUAACUUUCAUAGAAGUUUCAGUUUGGUGGAAAUUUGGAAACCUUGCGGGAAAUCCAAGGGCUUUUAGGGUUUCUUAGCAUCCAAUACUUUCUGAGAAACAUCUAUGUCAUUCCAAUUCGGUAAACCCCUGUGAGGUUUUUUAUUUUGUUUGGAGGAUGUAACGGUUUCUUUAGGUUCAAUCAAUCCUCUGAAAGCUGAGGCGGAGAAUUGAGUUUUUGGUUCUGAAUUUUUGUUCAAUUUUCUUUGUCUUCCUUGGAAUUCUGAGUUUACGUAAAGUGGGUUUAUUCCGUGGGUUUGAAUUUAGUACUUUAUGGUUUGUGAUUGGGGGUUUUAAGAUUUAGGUCGAUGGACGAAGCGCAGGGCAGUUCGAAUACGUUGCCUCCUUUCCUGACAAAGACUUACGAGAUGGUCAAUGAUCCUUCCACGGACUCAGUUGUAUCCUGGACUUCAGGUAAUAAGAGCUUUAUUGUAUGGAACCCAUUGGAGUUCUCGAGCGACCUGCUGCCAAGAUUCUUCAAGCAUAACAAUUUCUCAAGCUUCAUUAGACAGCUUAAUACAUAUGGUUUUAGGAAAGUGGAUCCAGAAAAAUGGGAAUUUGCAAAUGAGGAUUUUGAGAAGGGUCGGCCAGACCUUUUGCGGAACAUCCACAGGCGAAAACCAGUUCAUACUCAUUCGUUGCAGAAUGUUCAAGGACAAGGACUUCCACCUCCAUUGUUGGAUCUUGAAAGGAAGAGAUUCAAGGAAGAGAUUGAGAGGCUUAAGCACACUAAUGAAAAGCUUCUUCUGGAGUGGCAGAGACAUGAACAAGAGCAUCGUGAUUUGCAGUUGCAAAUGCAAUUGAUGAAGGAUCGGUUUCAGUGUAUGCAGCAACAGCAGCAAACAUUGCUUUCUAAUGUCGCUCGUGUUUUGCAGAAACCAGAAUUGACGAUUUAUUUUGUGCCGGAAUCGGAUUCUCAUGAUAGAAAGAGGAGGUUGGCAACAGUCACCUACUGUUGCAAUGUAUCCAGUGCUGAGGAUGAUCUAGCAGAGCAUUCCCAUUCAAUGUCAAAACAGCAAAUAGAUUAUUCUUCAACCUCAGACUUAAACAUGGAGCAGCUUGACAAGUUAGAUUCAUCCCUAACAUUUUGGGAGAGGACCAUUCACGAUGUUGAUCAAACUAUCUUUCUACCUAACCUGAGGUCGAAUCAAACCAAAAAAGACAUUCAAAGCCCACCUACUCCCAUACAACUAGAUAGGAAUCAUCAGUCCAAGUCUCAUGUUAUUGACAUGAAUUCGGAGCCUGUUGGAAGUAUUGCUUCCGAUUCCAUUGCAUCAAGAAAAGAAGCUGGUGAAACUACUGCAAUUGCGCGCAACGGGGCUAAUGAUGGCUUUUGGGAACAAUUCUUGACUGAGAAUCCUGGUUCAUCCGAUAUUCCAAAAGUUGCAUCUGAAGGAAAGGAUUCUGAUAAUGGUAGAAAGAAUGAGAGUAAGUCCAGAGGCUUUGGAAAACUUUGGUGGACUGGGAACAAGAUAAAUAACCUUGCAGAACAGAUGGAACACCUUACUCCAACUGAGAAAACAUGAAACUUUUUUUUUUUAUCAUUUUUUAAGUGCUGAUGCCCUUGUUGCCCAUGUGUAAUAAAUUUAGGUACUAAUGCGAUCGAUAGAUUGUUGAUAAUGUUGUGCAGCUAUAAAGAGAUCAGUUUCUGCGACUUUCCCAUAAGCAUGGUUGUAGGGAUUUCUGGCUCAUAAAGGUUUUUUCUUUUCACCAUUUGAUUGUGAAUAUUAGCCAACCAUACAGUAGCUUAUGUCUAAUUCUUUCUUUUUUACUUAGCCUGAAUGUGAGGUUAUAUGAUAUCUACAAUAGAACAGGCACGAUGCAUCCGAUAGAUGAGUGAAGGAAACAUCAAUGUGGAAGCUCCUUGUCCAACUUUCAAGUGUUUGUACUAUAUACUCACUUGCAAUUUUUCUUUUUCUCCUCUUUGUUCAUUGCAAUUAGCUUAUUUUCAUUUUCUAAUAAUUUCCCAUGGUAAUUAUUUAAAAAAAAAAUUGUUAAUAAGAAGUGAAAAUGUUCAUAUUGCGUCGAUGAUAGUUUUUGUUUUGAUGAUGAGGAUGUUGGCUUCAACCAUUUGAUAUAGGGUGGCAGUGAAAAAUUCUUGGAUGAUUUGUUGCUACUUUCAGACACUAGUCAGCAUUUGGAAGAAUAAUAUCAUAAGCUUUUUUAAAACUAUUUGUAUGCCAAUCUCGUGUGAUUAUUCACAUAUCACAGGAACGUUAGUUUUAGCUUACUGCUGCCUUUUGUCUUUUGCAGUCCAAGGUUUUCUUUUCAGAAAAUCUAUUAUUACUUAUUGGCUACGUCAUGCAGUGAUGAUCAAGCUAUUUCUUGUCGGAUUAAUCUAGACAUGCUCGGAUAAUGCUAGGUUUUUUCAUCUUACAUGCUAAGGCAUGAGGCUCUUUUGUUGUAUUUGAGAGGCCAUGGUCGUAUCAUAUUUUGGCCUGUAUCUUUGUUCCUAUUUAACUGCUUGUAAAAUUUGUUUAUAUUUGUUCGUAAACCAAUGUAAAGCUUGAUGUACGGCCCUUUGCUUGAGGUUUAGUGUUAAAAGUUGAAGUUGCUGCCUUUGACGGCCAACUGGGUAAUGCUGGCAACUCAAUAUUCCAAUUCUAAUAUCUCCCUUAACAAGAAUUUUCUUCACGACUUGAUUUGCAUUCUAAAUUAUGCUUUUUCAUAUUGUUGCUGAAACUGGAAGGAUAUGAUGUUUGGAGGUUCUUAUUGUGGAUUUAUCCAUUUUAUAUCAGUUUUGACUUAUCCUAUAUGGACCUUUUCUUUCUAUUUUACCGCAUAGGUUUCUACACUUGCAGAUUUUUUUCAUCAUCGAGGUUAUUGAUGGUGUUUGACUUGUAUAAACUGUGGUAACAGAUUCGGGUGCAAUCUAAUGUGGUUUAAACUACAAGGAUACAAAAUUAGGUUUAGUUUCCCUAAUAAUUUCCGGUGUGGUACCGAAACAUGUCGUAGCUUGUUGGCUUAGUGGGGCAGCUGAGUUAGGCAGACUCAAUGCAUUCCACAGGUCGCAGGUUCGAUCUGUUUUUGUAUGGAAAGCAAGGUAAUCGCAGCCCGCAGGUGUGGUCUUCAAAUCCCCAUGUUAAAACACUGACUCUGUGUCAAAUAACUGGCUAAGACUUAGCCGAGGUAAUAUCAUGAUUCCUGACACAUACAGAUUAUAGUAGUAGGCUUCAAACUAUCUGAGUCCCUUCCCUCCCUCCCCAACCCAAAAAAUAAGGUCUGCAUCAGUAUAGUAAUGAAUAGCAUCAUACCUGACUAUAGGCAAUUUUGAGUGCAGAGUGAAACUCGAGUAGCGUCACAGCUGCAUCUGCUAUCCUGAAUAGAUCCAUUCAUCAUGGAGCUGCUAUUCUAUCAUGAACUUGAGUAGAAUUGAAGUUGUAGAUAUCGUUAGUGAUACUAGAGCUAUGGAAUCAUUUGUCUAAAUGGUGAUACUGGAUUGGAGUGUAACCGCCAGUGAAACACAGGUCAUGAAUCUCAUGCUUGCUUUAGGUUAAGCUCGCCAUUGAAGUCAGUUUGAUCACAUAUUUUGAGAAAAUAAAGAGCAAGUUUGCAGUCGUUUCCUUCAAAAGAAGUGGUUUUACUGUGUUGUUUCAAAAUUUGUAGUGAAAGUUUGAGUACUAUUCAGUAUUUCCAAUUUCCAUGCAAACUUUUCCUUAUAAAUAGAGAUGGAUCAAUUUGGGGUUC
Benincasa hispida (wax gourd) is the source of this 4086-nucleotide messenger RNA. The record is from RefSeq and is a predicted model, not a curated record. Lineage: Eukaryota; Viridiplantae; Streptophyta; Magnoliopsida; Cucurbitales; Cucurbitaceae.